Messenger RNA from Kluyveromyces lactis, 453 nucleotides. RefSeq names its product SRPBCC domain-containing protein. Bases 1 to 453 code for a protein of 150 amino acids. The record is from RefSeq and is a predicted model, not a curated record. Lineage: Eukaryota; Fungi; Ascomycota; Saccharomycetes; Saccharomycetales; Saccharomycetaceae. The transcript has a single exon.
AUGGCAGAUAUCGAAGCUAGAACUAUUAUUAACGCGGCUCCAAGCGUAGUGAGAGGGGUAUUUUUGGACUUUACAAAAUAUUCUGAAUGGUCCACUUUCAUUAAGGAAAUAUCACCAAGUGACAAACAAGAAGGCCCAGUGCCAGGGAAAGGUUUACAGGUUCUAUUGGAUUUCGACGGGGGAUCUCCUCAAAAGAUGGCUCCAGUUGUCAUCACAAACUCCGACGCAGAAUUUUCUUGGACGGGUGUUCUGGGUGUCAAGUCCGUGUUCAAUGGAACACAUAAAUUCGAGUUUAAGCCAUUGGAAGAUGGUAUGAAAACGGAACUUAUUCAAUCCGAAGCCUUUGGUGGUGUUUUAAAGAAACCCCUAUUAUGGUAUGUUGGAAAGAAAACUCAGAUUGGAUUCGAAGCAUUCAACAAUGCUUUGAAAGAUAGAGUUGAAAAUUCCGCUUAA